Eruca vesicaria subsp. sativa (arugula) is the source of this 1862-nucleotide messenger RNA. NCBI's taxonomy places the organism in Eukaryota, Viridiplantae, Streptophyta, Magnoliopsida, Brassicales, Brassicaceae. The record is from the annotation of a GenBank genome assembly.
AUGGCGAAUUCGUGUUUGAGAGACGGAAAAUUCAGCGCACCAGGCUUUCGAUUUCACCCUACCGAUGAGGAGCUGGUGGUUUAUUACCUGAAGAGGAAGAUCUGUGGGAGAAAGCUUAGAAUCAAUGCCAUUGGCGUCGUUGAUAUUUACAAACUUGAUCCUGCUGAAUUGCCUGGUUUAUCGGUGUUGAAGUCAGGGGAUCGACAGUGGUUCUUUUUCACUCCGAGGAACAGGAAGUAUCCAAACGCAGCUAGGUCCGGUAGAUGCACCGCAACUGGGUAUUGGAAGGCUACAGGGAAAGAUCGUGUCAUAGUCUACAACUCGAGAUCCGUGGGACUCAAGAAGACACUUGUUUUCUAUCGAGGCCGUGCUCCUAAUGGUGAGCGUACUGAUUGGGAAUAUUAUGCUCUUUAUAAGCUGUACAAGAAAAGUGGAGCUGGUCCCAAAAACGGGGAAGAGUAUGGGGCUCCCUUCCAAGAAGAAGAAUGGGUCGAUGAUGAUGAUGAUGAUGAUGAUAGUGAAGACGCAGAUCAUGUUGAUGUACCGAAUGAUCAUGUGGUCCGUUAUGAGAAUAACCGUCGUGUGGAUGAUAGUUUAUUUUGCAAUCCUGUCAAUCUUCAGUCAGGUGAUCUUGACAAGCUUCUCAAUGAGAUAGCAAAUGCACCAGGGGUUGCGCAAAGACAAAUGAAUGAGCCUUCUGGUGUUCUUCAGGGUAUUAGCGAAAAAGACAUAGAGAGCGUGUUGCUAAAUAAUUCCCCUGGAGAGUUUCUUUCUCCCUGGGAAGUCGGAAAAUGCUUGCCGAAUGGCCACUGGAGUUUUCAGUCAGGAAACACAUUUGAAGCUACUGAGGCUGAAUCAGCUUUCAAUACCUCUGGUAUAGCACCUUUCGUGUUUGAGAAGGAAGAUUACAUUGAAAUGGAGGAUCUUCUGACCCCUGAAAUCGGAGCUUCUUCAGCUGAGAAACCUGCACAGUUCUCGAACCCUGCUGAAUAUGGAGACUUUAAUGAUUUUGACCAAUUGUUUCAUGAUGCUUCCAUGUCUUUGGACAUUGAACCUCCUAUUGCUCAGGGAACUUCUGCAGAUCCGUCUCCUCUGGGUAGUUUCGUUAACAACAACGGAAGACAGCAAUUACUUUUUCAGGACCAGGCUCUUGAGAAUAAGUUGAACAGCUUCAUGGAUCCUAACCCAAAUGUCAAUCAAUUCACUGAGGAUAUGUGGUUUAAAGAUGCCCAUGCUGAUCUCUAUGAUCAACCACAAUCCUCUUCUGUAGCAUUUGCUUCACCUUCAUCAGGUGUGAUGCCUGAAUAUACGAAUCCUCUUGUGAGUGUAAAUGGCCAAAAUGAGGGUGGUGGAACAAGGAGCCAGUUCUCAUCAGCUAUGUGGACAUGGAUGGACUCAAUACCUUCAACACCUGCCUCUGCCUGUGAGGGUCCACUGAAUAGGACAUUUGUGCGUAUGUCUAGCUUGAGCCGCAUCCGGCUCAAUGGGAUGUCAGUUACUGCUAGCAAAGUCACCGUAGCUAAGAAGCGUAUGGGAAACAGAGGUUUUCUUCUCUUGUCAAUUGUGGGUGCUUUGUGUGCCAUCUUCUGGGUGUUCAUCAUAGCUACAGUUGGUGUAAGGCCCGUCUUAUUGUGACCUAAACGUUUUGAUUCAGGAGUUGAAGAGAUUUGAGAAAAGCAACUUUUGACGAAAGGGGUUGUUUUUGGUCUCUCCAUUUCCUAUGCUUAUGAUAUUCAUAUUCGUAUUCACACAACCUCAGGUAGGGAUGGGACUUUUAUCUGGAAUCCAGAUUCGAUUCGAGAUCCGUUCUGGAUCCGCUCCGAAAUUAAGAUAUUCGAGGAUGUCCAGAUCUAAAUCCGGAU